Paramuricea clavata is the source of this 729-nucleotide messenger RNA. Lineage: Eukaryota; Metazoa; Cnidaria; Anthozoa; Malacalcyonacea; Plexauridae. The record is from the annotation of a GenBank genome assembly.
AUGUCGAAAAGAAAACAGGGCACAUGGGAGAGUUUUAAAGAUAAAAUUUCAAGAAAAAGGUCUGGGAAGAAAGCAGAGAGUGUACCUGGAACGACGGAGGUUCUUACAAUCCAACGCUUGUCGGCAGACGUUCAAGGAAAAUGUCAGAAAUAUGCACAUGCACGCGUCGGAACUUUAACAAUGGUUCCGUUUGGUCUGGAAUUCUCAAUGGAAAAUAUAAAGAAAGCAUGUACGGCGCAUUUUGAUGUUCCUAAAUACAUGCAGUGCGAUCUUUUAGCGGGAGAAAGGGGCCCUUCUUACAGUGAUGUGAGCCAAAUAAAGGAUUGGAAAGUCCUUCAUGUGAGGUUCAUCGAGCGGCUGCACAGCAAGGAGACUGUAAACAUUCACCAAGACUUUGAUUUAUCCGAGGCUCAUACAAACCAAGUGAUGCCGUCAUCAGCCAUGUUCAUGCAAGUGGUAGCUUCCCGCAAACCUGAAGGUUUGGUCAAGUCAAUGAUGCCUGCAUCAGUACCAUUAAGUGCUAUGAUAAACAUGGGCAAACUUAUCCUGCCAAAACCAAGUAAAGAUCUGGUAAGGGUGGAGGUGGAAGAGUUUUCGAUUGAAACCAAAAAGUGGCUUGACCCAUUUAAAGUGCAAUUAUCAGUAAGCAAAGAGAAAUUUGCAAGUGGUGGCUUCAGAGAUGUAUAUGAAUACACAGCAUUGUCUGGAUUGAAGGGAGAUUUGUGUUAA